This is a messenger RNA of Rhizophagus irregularis DAOM 181602=DAOM 197198, 1989 nucleotides long. RefSeq lists its product as uncharacterized. NCBI's taxonomy places the organism in Eukaryota, Fungi, Glomeromycota, Glomeromycetes, Glomerales, Glomeraceae. The record is from RefSeq and is a predicted model, not a curated record. Gene Ontology annotation, biological process: protein phosphorylation. Gene Ontology annotation, molecular function: protein kinase activity; protein binding; ATP binding.
AUGAAUAACACAAACAAAUGGGUGAAUACGAUUGAAGAAGCUAUUUCUAGAGAAUAUUAUAGACUUUAUGAACAAAAACAUUUUAGUAAUAUCCAAAAAGUUGGAACUGGAGGAUUCGGAAAAGUUUAUCGUGCGAGUUGGAAAAAUUCUCAAUAUUUUGCGUUGAAAUCUUUUUUUAAUCUUGAUGACGUCGAUGACGUCAUUGCAAAAGAAAUCGUUCAUGAGCUUAAACUUCAACGUGAUAUACAAUUACAUAAUAACAUUAUUAAAUUCUAUGGAAUUGCAAAAUUUGAUCCAGAAAACCAAAAUUCUCAAUCAAAUAAUUAUUUGCUACUAGUGAUGGAGUAUGCUGAUUCUGGUCCUCUUAAAGAUUAUUUAAAGGAAAACUUCAAUAAUCUUACAUGGAACGAUAAAUAUAACUUUGCAUACCAAUUAGCCUGUGCCGUGUCAUGUUUACAUAAUGAAGGAAUAGUGCAUCGUGAUUUGCACUCGGGUAAUGUAUUGGUUCAUCGAAAUAUUAUCAAAUUAUCCGACUUUGGGUUGUCAAAGAGAAUUGAAUCAUCAUCCAACACACAAUCAAAACUUUUUGGAAUAAUUCCUUACGUUGAUCCAAAAAGAUUUAAUGGACAAAGAGAAAAUCAAGCCUCAACACAAGUAUUUUCGUUAAAUGAAAAAAGUGAUAUCUAUAGUGUUGGUGUAUUAUUCUGGGAGAUAUCUAGUGGCCGACCUCCUUUUUAUUAUAAAAGUGAACAGUAUGAUAUUGAUUUGGCUUUAGAAAUUUCACAGGGUCUUAGAGAAGAACCCGCUCCCGAUACACCUAAAGAUUAUGUUGAAAUUUAUACUGAAUGUUGGAAUGGUGAGCCAGAUAAACGCCCAACCAUAAAUCAAGUAGUAGAAAGACUAAAGACAACUAUGACAAAAACAAACACAUUGAUGGAAAAUCAUCAAACAAUGUUAACAUCAACAGUGGAACUAAAUUUUAAUCCAACUAAUAUUGAUACUUUAUCAAAUAUUGAUAAUUCAUUACAUGGGGAAAUAUCUCAAAUUAUACAAAAUUUUGAUAAAAUGAACACAAGAGAAAUAGUACCUACAUCAUUAACAAAUGAAAAUGAAAAAAAUUUAAAUAAAAUAGUUAACAAUACAAUAAAUUACAUUUUCAAAAUAAUUAAUGAAGGAAAAAAAUCAACGAUUGACAAAAAUAAUAAAGAUAUUCUUGAUUAUUUUGAUAAUAAUAUAAAUUCACAAGAAAUUUACUAUUUAUUAUUAACUAAUCAAAAUAAUUUAGAUUUUAUAUUCUUACUUGGAUAUUUUAAUUAUUUAGGGAUUGAAACAAUUGAAGAUGAUAAGAAAGCAUUUGAUUUAUUUAUUAAUGCAUCAGGGAAAGGUCAUAUAUUAGCACAAUUUUAUGCUGGAUUGUGUUAUGAAACUGGUCGUGGAACUGUAAAAGAUGAAAAAUUAGCUUUUAUAAGUUACGAAAAAAUUGCUAAUAUGGGUUAUGCUUCAGGAUUAUCAAAGAUUGGUUAUUUCUAUCGAAAGGGUUUUGGAACUAUAGUUGAUAAGCAAAAAGCAGUUGAAUUUUAUCAACAAGCAGCGAAUUUAGGAAAUGGUGAUGCUCAAAAUAAUCUUGGCAAUAUGUAUUAUAAAGGAAAAGGAGUUUAUAAAGAUUAUAACAAAGCCUUUGAAUUAUAUCACAAGGCAGCAAAUUUAGGAAAUAGUAAUGCUCAAAAUAAUCUUGGCAAUAUGUAUUAUAUUGGAGCAAGUGUUGAAAAAAAUUAUGACAAAGCUUUUGAAUUAUAUUACAAGGCAGCAAAUGCGGGAGAUAAGUAUGCUCAACAUAAUCUUGCUCUUAUGUACGAAUACGGAAGGGGAAAUGAAAAGGAUAUAAAUCAAGCGAUUUAUUGGUAUGAGAAAUCUGCUAAACAAAAAUUUACAUACGCUCAAAUUAAAUUAAAAAAAUUAAGAAAAUUGAUUUUUUUAUUCGAAAUGUAA